Messenger RNA from Eimeria necatrix, 774 nucleotides. Its product is annotated as SAG family member. The record is from RefSeq and is a predicted model, not a curated record. Bases 1 to 774 code for a protein of 257 amino acids. NCBI's taxonomy places the organism in Eukaryota, Apicomplexa, Conoidasida, Eucoccidiorida, Eimeriidae. The transcript has 4 exons.
AUGUUUCGUCUCGUUUGCAUUGCUCUUGGUGUUGUGUCCGUGUUGUAUGGACACGAGGCAGCAGGUGCCAGCACAACUGGAAAAGCUGAGACGCUCAACUGCUUGGCCGAUAUGAACGAGGCCAGGACAGCCGCUGGGCUCGCCAAGUUUGGGGAGCCAUCUAGUGAAAAGCAAAAGCUGCCGCCAAGCCCCCUUCUGAAAGAAACCGUGGACCCCACAAAUUUAUGGAACCAAAUAUGCAAAAUAAUAACAGCGGAAGAAGAAAAUAGCACUGAAGCCGAAAAAUUAGAGGGAACCUUCGCGUACUAUCCCGGCAGCAAGGACUGCAAAGCGGCAGUGCAAUAUUGGAAGGACGGUUUUUCGCUCUUCAAUAACAAGCUGCCCCCAACGUACACAACUUCGAACCAGUCUGAAGUCUAUAACAACAGGGCCGUCUCCUUUGUCUCCCUCUAUAACCCUCAGACGAGCCCUGUAGCCAGCUGUGCCUUUGUCACCUGCACAAAAGGAGCCGGGUCUGUUGCUUCAGCCCUGUCAAGAAGCGACGAAAGGCGGACAUUAAGAAGGCUUCAAGGUGAAGAGGAACCUACUACUGCCAUCAUCUGCUUGACGAAUCCUAAGGCGCUGAUUACUGAUGCGGCGCCAUUCCAGGAAGAUGAAUGGCAGAAGAUUGUUCAUGCAAUAGUUGGUACUGAGGAGGGCACCGGGGCUUCCCCGGUUAGGCCGUCUCUUACACUGGGGUUUAUAAUGAUGAUUUUUGCUUACACUCUUUUUUAA